Molecule: messenger RNA, 812 nt
Organism: Ipomoea nil (Japanese morning glory)
Lineage: Eukaryota; Viridiplantae; Streptophyta; Magnoliopsida; Solanales; Convolvulaceae
Exons: 3
Coding region: 22-735 (237 amino acids)
Cellular component (GO): endosome; trans-Golgi network
Source: RefSeq, a predicted model, not a curated record
GAGCAGAGUUAUAGAAAACAAAUGGCCAACCCUAGGAGGACGUUAUUUCCCGCAUCCGGCACCCACCACCAACUGCCGGUUUCCACCGGCGGCGGCGACCAAUCUCCGGCGACGGUAGUGAGCUCGCUGAAGUCAUUCCUGAAGAAGCCCCAUGCUUUCCCGUUCCUACUAUCUUUCUUCCUUCUCCUGACAUGGGUCACCUUCAGAUUCCAACGCCCCUCGGAGCAUUUUCCGAGCAUGGGAUUAGGAUCCGGGAUUAUGAAUAUGGGACGCCGCCAUUGGUCUUCCAACGAAGACAAUUCCGCUAACCUUGUUCGAUUCCCUGCUUCUUCUCCACUUGUUGCCAAGGAUAAGCGCGGAUGGCUGCUUAACCCCAUUUCGCUUGCCCUCGAUUCUUCUAUUUCAGGUGGAACAAUGAGCUGUGCAUCCAUUCAUGUGGGUGAGAUUAAACCUGGUGGUGUUAGGGGGAACCAUAGGCAUCAUACAUGCAAUGAGACAUUUGUGAUUUGGGGAGCUCAUACACUUUUCCGGCUAGAAAAUAAUGCAAUUCAAAAAGGCUAUGCCGAGGUGAAGCUUGGUGCAGAUGAGGUUGCUGUUGCAGUUAGCCCCAGCGGAACAGCUCAUGCUCUAGUUAACAUAGAUACUUCCCAAAGUACAUUCUUCAUGGGGUGCCAAGAUAGUGUUGUUAACUAUACUGACUCUAAAACUGAUUUUAAUGUAUGGAAAGAUCUUUAGGUUCUAUGUAUGCUAAAUUUACUUUGCACAGAAUAAUUCAAGGGUUUCAGACUCUGGAGGAUUAGGUUUUGGGAUGA